GUGGUCCCGCGGCGCAGGGGCGCGGACGAGCUGCCGCCGCCGCCGCCGCCCCUGCCGCCGGCCGGCCAGGAGUUGUGCGCGGCCGGGGACUCCCGGGAAGGUCCGAGGCGCCCUCCGGAGGCGGCGGUCUCUGAGGCAGCGGCGGGGAAGGGCGGCCCCGGGGAGCCUGAGGGCGAGCGGCGGGGCGGCGGCGACCAGCCCGAGACGCGCUCGGUGUGCAGCAGCCGCAGCAGCAGCAGCGGCGGCGGUGGCGACCAGCGCGCCGGGCACCAGCACCAGCACCACCAGCCCAUCUGCAAGAUUUGCUUCCAGGGCGCCGAGCAGGGGGAGCUGUUGAACCCCUGCCGAUGUGAUGGGUCAGUUCGGUAUACGCAUCAGCUGUGCCUGCUAAAGUGGAUCAGUGAGAGGGGUUCCUGGACCUGCGAGCUCUGCUGUUACAGAUACCAUGUCAUAGCCAUCAAAAUGAAACAACCUUGCCAGUGGCAAAGCAUUUCUAUAACACUGGUUGAGAAAGUUCAGAUGAUUGCUGUAAUCCUAGGAUCCCUGUUCUUAAUAGCCAGUGUGGCCUGGCUCCUGUGGUCAGCCUUCAGCCCCUAUGCCGUGUGGCAGAGGAAGGACAUCCUUUUUCAAAUCUGCUAUGGAAUGUAUGGUUUUAUGGAUCUAGUGUGCAUAGGUCUCAUUGUUCAUGAGGGAGCUGCAGUGUACAGAGUGUUUAAGCGCUGGCGAGCUGUUAACUUACACUGGGAUGUAUUAAAUUACGACAAAGCCACAGACAUCGAAGAAAGUAGCCGGGGACAGUCUUCCACGAGCAGGACUUUAUGGCUGCCGCUGACGGCUCUGCGGAACAGGAACUUGGUCCACCCAACGCAGUUGACCUCCCCAAGGUUUCAGUGUGGGUACGUGUUAUUACACCUGUUCAAUCGGAUGCGGCCCCAUGAAGAUCUGUCAGAAGAGAACAGCUCAGGGGAGGUUGUGAUGAGAGUGACUUCCGUGUGAGAAAAGUAUCUGAUGGUGCAGUGCGGACCCUGCUGCAUAUGUUGGAAUGUAAUUGCAAUGAACGGCAACACCAUAACACAUCUAAAAACACACAUCUCUGAACUUUUUAAAAUUUAUGCUUUUUAUAUGAACAUUUGAAUUGCAAAUACAUUUUUCUGAAAAAAAUAAAAGAGUCCUCUUGUUCUUUGCUUUCUGAUGUAUCACAUAUUUUCUAAGUUAGUACUUGAAAUCAUUUUACAUAUAAUUUAAAUCUACUUGGUUAAAGAAAUGA
Messenger RNA from Hipposideros armiger (great roundleaf bat), 1267 nucleotides. RefSeq names its product membrane associated ring-CH-type finger 11 (gene MARCHF11). Gene Ontology annotation, molecular function: zinc ion binding; ubiquitin-protein transferase activity. The record is from RefSeq and is a predicted model, not a curated record. The annotation marks the transcript as partial. NCBI's taxonomy places the organism in Eukaryota, Metazoa, Chordata, Mammalia, Chiroptera, Hipposideridae. Gene Ontology annotation, biological process: protein ubiquitination. The transcript has 4 exons.